This is a messenger RNA of Spirometra erinaceieuropaei, 606 nucleotides long. NCBI's taxonomy places the organism in Eukaryota, Metazoa, Platyhelminthes, Cestoda, Diphyllobothriidea, Diphyllobothriidae. The record is from the annotation of a GenBank genome assembly.
AUGGGUCUCCCUCGCGAGAUGCAUGAGAUGGCGGCCAACGAACCAAUCCUCCAAAACCUCAGAACAGAGAUUGAGAGCUUUGACGAUAUUCUGCUGACCAACUUUGUGGAUACUUACAACAACCUAACGCUCAAAACCAUUAUCAACCUGCGUUUUGCGCAUACGCUCUGUCGGGGCGUUGCUACGCAGUUCGUGUUCCUCGAUGACGACUACGGUCUCUGGCUACAGGGUCUUCUGGACUCUCUUGCCGGUUUCUCCCGCGCAGACCUCCUCAGUCACGCUUUCGGUGUCGUCAAUCCCUCCUCACCCGUCAUCCGGAGCCGAGGUCAUAAGUGGGCCCUUGACCGAUCCGCCUUCCCCUUCGAUGUCUUUCCCAGUUACAUGUCGGGAUUUUGCUAUGUCAUCGGCGCGCAGGCAGUUGAGGCGCUAUCCAUUGUCGCAGCCUUCACAAAACCUCUUCGGUUGGAGGACGUGUACAUCGGCAUCAUGGCCGCCAAACUGAACAUUUCGCUACACACGCUUUCCGGGAUUUUCCUCAACUGGCCUACUGCACAGACUGCCGUCACGAAAGUGGUGGCUCCAAUCGACUACUUUAUACGCAAUUAG